Messenger RNA from Colias croceus (clouded yellow), 556 nucleotides. Its product is annotated as cuticle protein 7-like. The transcript has 4 exons. Gene Ontology annotation, cellular component: extracellular matrix. Bases 67 to 450 code for a protein of 127 amino acids. NCBI's taxonomy places the organism in Eukaryota, Metazoa, Arthropoda, Insecta, Lepidoptera, Pieridae. The record is from RefSeq and is a predicted model, not a curated record.
GUAUCAGUUAACAACGAAACUUCAAAAUAUUAACGUAUCCAAAAAUAUUACCUAUAUCAUAGCAAAAUGUUUAUCAAGGCCAUCUGUUUCACAACCCUGCUCGCCGUGGCAGCGGCGCAGUACGGACACGGCUACGGGGAAGCUCACUCAUCCCAACACUUCAUCAAACACGACGGACAUCCUGAAGUGGUUCACGGACACCAUGGUCACCAUGACUACCAUACCCAUCCCCACUACCAAUUCGACUACAAAGUGGAGGACCACCACACUGGUGACAUCAAGUCCCAGCAUGAGGACCGCGACGGAGACGUGGUGAAGGGCGUCUACUCGCUGCACCAGCCCGACGGCUCCGAGAGGACCGUGCACUACCACGGGGACCAUCACACCGGUUUUCAUGCGGAUGUGAAAUUCGGAACUCAUCACAUCGUCCCUCACCAUCAUCAUUACUAAUCAAAAACAGAUGCUGCAUCAUCCAAUUUGUGAAUAAGUGCAACAUUGUUAUAUUAUUUCUUGCUAUGCUAAACCUGUACAAAUCUAAUAAAAAUAUCAAAUUUUA